UUGUAAACUUAAACGGAUAAACCUUAUCAACAAAAAUCUCGCAUCCCACACGCUCACAUACCAAUAACCACCAUUUACAUGAUGAAAAAAGAAUUGCAAAUAGAUAUCAUUGGAGUUACAUUACAGCUCAAGCUAAAGCUCUCUUAAUACGUAACUGUCCCUACCAUUGCAUCACUACUGAUAUAACACUCCGAUGACAUUCUUCAUCUCCUUUCAGUACAAUACUUUCAUGGAUAACCUAGCACCACCUUUUUAUCAUCUUAAUCCUUGUUUUGUUCAGAACCCACAAACCCUCAUGCCACCCAGAAGCCUUUCUCCCUCUUCACUUUCUCAUGGAAUGUCAGAUUCCCACCUGGUUUCUUCUCCUCAAUUUUCCCCACCGAAAUUUUCUCCAUUCUUUCACCCUUUGGGUGAGAUAAGGACUUUGAAUUCUGUCACGGAAUUGCAUGCCCAGAUGAUCAAAAUGCCGAAAAAGGGAAACUUGGCUGCAGUGGAUGGAAGCAUGAUGAGAAACUACUUGGAAUUUGGAGACUUUAUGUCUGCAGCAAAGGUAUUCUUUGUGGGUUUUACAAGGAAUUACCUUCUGUGGAAUUCUUUUCUGGAGGAGUUUGCAAGUUUUGGAGGUGACUCGCAUGACAUUCUGGAGGUUUUCAAGGAAUUGCAGAAUAAAGGAGUGGAAUUUGAUAGUAAAGCUCUCACUGUUGUUCUGAAAGUUUGUUUGGCCUUAAUGGAUUUGUGGUUUGGCAUGAAAGUUCAUGCUUGUUUAAUUAAGAGAGGCUUCCAUGUGGAUGUGCACUUGAGUUGUGCAUUGAUCAAUCUCUAUGAGAAGUGCUGGGGAAUAGAUUGGGCAAAUCAAGUAUUUGAUGAGACCCCACUACAAGAAGAUUUCCUGUGGAAUACAAUUGUUAUGGUAAACUUGAGGAGUGAGAGGUGGGAAAAUGCCUUAGAACUGUUCGGUCGAAUGCAAUCAGCUUCUGCCAAAGCCACUGAUGGCAUCAUUGUCAAGCUGCUGCAAGCAUGUGGGAAAUUGAGAGCUUUCAAUGAAGGGAAGCAGAUUCAUGGGUAUGUUAUAAGACUUGGAAGAGUGUCAAAUACUUCAAUUUGCAAUUCUUUAGUUAGCAUGUACUCUAGGAACAAUAGAGUUGAACUAGCUAGAGCAGUUUUUGAUUCUACAGAGGAUCGUGACUUGUCAUCUUGGAACUCAAUAAUUUCGAGUUAUGCAGUCAAUGGCUAUUUGAAUGAUGCCAGGGAUAUCUUCCUACAAAUGAAGUCUUCCAGCAUCAAACCGGAUAUUAUAACUUGGAAUUCUCUUUUGUCUGGCCAUCUUCUUCAGGGAUCAUAUGAAAUGGUUCUCACCAAUUUCCGGAGCCUGCAACGUGCAGGCUUCAAGCCGGAUUCAUGUUCAAUAACUAGUGCUCUGCAAGCAGUUAUUGAAUUGGGUUGGUUUAAUUUUGGCAAAGAAAUACAUGGUUACAUAAUGAGAAGCAAGCUUGAUUAUGAUGUCUAUGUCUGUACUUCUUUGGUGGAUAUGUAUAUUAAGAAUGAUUGCUUAGAUAAAGCUGAAGCAGUGUUCCAUCAUACAAAGAACAAAAACAUUUGUGCUUGGAAUUCAUUGAUAUCAGGUUACACCUUCAAGGGCUUGUUUAACAAUGCUGAAAAGCUAUUCAACCAGAUGGAGGAGGAAGGUAUAAAACCUGAUUUGGUGACAUGGAAUAGUUUGGUUUCAGGUUAUUCAAUGUGGGGCCGCAGUGAGGAAGCUUUGGCUGUGAUCAAUAGGAUCAAGAGUUUGGGAUAUACUCCUAAUGUGGUGUCCUGGACUGCUAUGAUAUCAGGCUGUUGUCAAAAUGAGAACUACAUGGAUGCCCUACAGUUUUUCAGCCAAAUGCAAGAAGAAAAUGUAAAGCCUAACUCUACUACCAUUUGCAGCUUACUCGGGGCAUGUGCAGGCCCGUCACUGUUAAAGAAAGGUGAAGAGAUACACUGCUUCAGUAUGAGACAUGGGUUUGUGGAUGACAUAUAUAUAGCCACUGCCCUCAUUGACAUGUAUAGUAAGGGAGGAAAACUAGAAGUAGCUCAUGAGGUUUUCAGGAACAUUAAGGAGAAAACACUACCAUGUUGGAAUUGCAUGAUGAUGGGAUAUGCUAUUUAUGGCCGUGGGGAAGAGGUGUUUACUCUAUUUGAAAACAUGUGCAAAACAGGUAUCAGACCUGAUGCUAUAACCUUCACAGCUCUUCUAUCUGGCUGCAAGAAUUCAUGUUUAGUUAUGGAAGGGUGGAACUACUUUGACAGUAUGAAGAAAGAUUAUAACAUUAGUCCAACAAUUGAGCACUACUCUUGCAUGGUAGAUCUUCUUGGAAAAGCUGGUUUUCUUGAUGAGGCUUUGGAUUUUAUCAACGCCAUGCCAAUAAAGGCAGAUGCUAGUAUUUGGGGUGCUCUUCUUGCUGCCUGUAGAAUUCACAAGGAUAUUAAGCUAGCAGAGAUUGCAGCAAGGAAUCUUUUCAGGUUGGAACCAUAUAAUUCUGCUAACUAUAUGCUGUUGAUGAACAUAUAUUCCAUUUUCCAAAGAUGGGAUGACGUGGAGCGCCUUAGAGAAUCGAUGACUGCCAUGGGGGUGAAAAUUUCAAAUGUCUGGAGUUGGACACAAGUUAAGCAGACUAUUCACGUGUUCUCCACUGAAGGCAAUCCUCAUCCAGAAGAAGGAGAAAUAUAUUUUGAGUUAUAUCAAUUAGUUUCUGAGAUAAGAAAGCUGGGAUAUGUUCCUGAUAUUAAUUGUGUACAUCAGAACAUUGAUGACAAGGAUAAGGAGAAGGUUCUGCUGAGUCACACAGAGAAGUUGGCUAUGACAUAUGGACUGAUGAAAGUCAAGGAUGGAUCACCAAUCAGGGUAGUGAAGAACACAAGAAUUUGUCAAGACUGUCACACAGCAGCAAAGUACAUUUCCUUGGCUCGAAACCGUGAUAUUUUCCUCAGAGAUGGUGGCCGUUUUCACCAUUUCAUGAAUGGAGAAUGCUCCUGUAAUGAUCGUUGGUAAUAAGAUACAUAGCCAAAAGGCUGAAGCAUUUUCUUCUCUGGCUAUUAUGCUCUUGUAUAUCAGCUGAGGCAGGGUGUUCAUGAAAGGAACUUUAUGUUAAUUUAAGGAAAUGACCAAGUUACUUGGGGAAUCGUUGAAUACACUUUUUGCAAGACACAAUGUGAAAGAGUUAGUAGAAAUGAUACAUUACUGAUGUGGCUUAGUUCCCACUUUAAAGCGUUAAACGCUAUGUGAGGAAAAAUACCAUGCAAGUUACUAAAGACUGGCACAACAUGCGCCUGAGAUGAUCGAUUACAGCCAUGUGCUACUUCUGCAACAAGUUCUUGUAAUUCCAGGUUUCACCAUUGACAAGAGUAGCAUAUGUUGGCUUCAUCAUCAAGAUUGCUUGUGAAAAAUAUUUUCAAAUUCACGCAGCUAGCAAUCCAGCUUGACAAAAAAACAAUUAUAUAUUUCAUAGAAUUUUUGUCUAUGCUUAUUACAUCAUUUUUCUUCA
Molecule: messenger RNA, 3524 nt
Organism: Cajanus cajan (pigeon pea)
Lineage: Eukaryota; Viridiplantae; Streptophyta; Magnoliopsida; Fabales; Fabaceae
Product: pentatricopeptide (PPR) repeat-containing protein
Biological process (GO): RNA modification
Molecular function (GO): zinc ion binding; RNA binding; protein binding
Source: RefSeq, a predicted model, not a curated record